AUGCAUGCCAAAGCCCUAGAUGGAUGUGCCGUCAAUCAGUGGUUCGACAACUGGCCGCUGGCGCCCAUGGUUGCUUCAUGGAACAACAACGCUGGCAGUGCUGCUGCCGACUCGGCCCAGAAAGACAAUGAUACCCUACCCAUUGCGGGCCUGCAGCAGACCGUCCGGUUUCUGCACCACUUGAUUCAGACCGAGAUCGACGAGCUGGGCGGCGAUGCUAGCGGGGUGGUUAUCGGCGGUUUCAGCCAGGGCUCUGCAGCCAGUUUGAUUGCGGCGCUGUUGUGGGAAGGUGAGAGUUUGGGCGCCUGGGUGGGCAUGUCUGGCUGGUUGCCGUUUUCGCGUCAGAUUCAGCAGGCUGCCGAAGAAGCAGCAGAUCCGGAUAUGGCGCCGCAGAGAGGGGUCGAUAAGCUGAAGAAUAUUCUUGAAAUUCCCGUCUCUUCUACUGCUACUGCUGCGACUGCUUCUCCUUCUGAUGAAGAGCCGAGAAGUCCAAUGCCCAUCGAGUAUACACCGCUGUUCAUGACCCACGGACUCGAAGACGACAAAGCGCCCAUCAUCCUCAGUCGAAUGGUACGAUCCUGUCUGGAAGGACUCCACCUAGACGUCCAACUUAAGGAAUACGAAUAUGGCGAGCACGAGUGCUCCGAGGAAGCCCUCUGCGACGUGGUGGACUUUUUGUGGGACAGGCUCAGGCAUUGA
Messenger RNA from Talaromyces rugulosus, 699 nucleotides. RefSeq lists its product as uncharacterized. Gene Ontology annotation, biological process: protein depalmitoylation. The record is from RefSeq and is a predicted model, not a curated record. Lineage: Eukaryota; Fungi; Ascomycota; Eurotiomycetes; Eurotiales; Trichocomaceae. The coding region runs from base 1 to 699 and encodes 232 amino acids. Gene Ontology annotation, cellular component: cytoplasm. The transcript has a single exon. Gene Ontology annotation, molecular function: palmitoyl-(protein) hydrolase activity; carboxylic ester hydrolase activity.